CGACUAACUUCGUGUGGCGUCACCCUAACUAAUUGCACAACGGGCUUGACAGCACUUCAUCGCGAGUCAACAAAGGACAACGAGCGAUGAAUAAUAUCCGCGCUAUCGAAAAGCUGAACCAGCGGGAGCUGGAAGCUGGCAUUCCAUUAUCCGCCUCCUGGCAUACCGACUGGUCCGAUACCGCAUACGUUUACAUCGGCGGCCUUCCAUACGAGCUCAGCGAGGGCGACAUAAUCACAAUCUUCUCCCAGUUCGGUGAACCCGUUCACGUCAAUCUUAUUCGUGACAAGGACACUGGAAAGAGCAAAGGGUUCGCUUUUCUCAAAUAUGAAGACCAGCGAAGUACAAAUCUUGCGGUAGACAACUUGGGUGGGGCUACAAUUCUCGGGAGAAUAAUUCGGGUGGAUCAUACCAGAUAUAAGCCGAAGGAAGGAGAACUAGAGGAGCUUCUAGGCCAAGGUUCAGGGCCGAGGGAUCGAGAUGAUGGCGACGAUGAUGAUGAGAGUGAGCAUCACAGCAAGAGAAGAAGGGGCAAGGGAAGGGAAGAUAUGCCACCACGGGAGAUGCUUCCGGAAGAGAUUGAACUACAAAAGUUAAUACGGGACCACGAUGAGGACGAUCCAAUGAAGGAAUACCUUGUGAGGCAAAAGAAAGAACAAGUCGAAUUGGCUCUUCAGAAGUUGAAGAGGGAGAAGAAGUCCUCGCACCAUCGGCGCGACGGUGACAGCAAAAGAGAUCACCGACACUCCCAUAGACACAGGAGCCGUUCAGAGGGGAGAUCUAGGCGGCACAGAUCUCGUUCCAAGGAGCAAACGCACAAGGAGAGAGCCUCUGAAGAACCGAGCAGGUCUCAGGAAAGGGGCAGGGACGGCCGAAGGGGAAAAUAUCAUGAUAGAGAUGGUGGUAGAGACAAGGGCAAAGAUAGGGAUAGGUAUGGGGAUUGGGAUGGGGAUAGGGGCGGGAGCAGCAGACUGGAGAAGGAGCGAGGCCGGGACAGAUUUCACAGAGAUAGUGGACACUCUUCCAGAAGAGAGGGGCGCCGGUAUGAUGACUGA
Tuber melanosporum (Perigord truffle) is the source of this 1055-nucleotide messenger RNA. RefSeq lists its product as uncharacterized. The record is from RefSeq and is a predicted model, not a curated record. The transcript has 2 exons. Bases 87 to 1055 code for a protein of 322 amino acids. Gene Ontology annotation, molecular function: RNA binding. Gene Ontology annotation, biological process: mRNA splicing, via spliceosome. Lineage: Eukaryota; Fungi; Ascomycota; Pezizomycetes; Pezizales; Tuberaceae. Gene Ontology annotation, cellular component: precatalytic spliceosome; catalytic step 2 spliceosome; U2 snRNP.